GAAGUCUCCUGGUUCAGGUCGGUCCUUCACUUGUGAAAGAAACUUCAGUGCCGGACACGGGCGCGCAUUCCGCUUCACGUGCGCAAUUUACAGAGUUUUCCCACAUUUAGCACGCACGCGUGCGCCACUGUUCUCUCGUGCACCCGCAGUUUCCCGGUCCUCUAGUCUUUUUUACGCGCCGCGCGCGCGCGCGCGGGUCUGAUCGGGAGGAGCAACGGGACGGAGGCGCGAUGGAGCCGCGCCGUUAGGACCUGAGAGCUGCUCCAUCCCCGCCUCGGAGGCCAUGGGCUGCGGCUUGCGGAAACUGGAGGAGCCGGAGGACAGCAGCCCCGGGAAGAUCUACUCCACCCUGAGGAGGCCGCUGGUGGAGACCCGCACGGAGAGCGCCUACGACUACGUCCUGCUGGACUUCAGCCUGGAAGGAAGCCGUCCUACAGUCCAGUGGGUGUCCUCGCUGUUGGAGCUCCCCCAGGCGCUGCAGCCCUACUACACCCAGGGCUUCGUGCUGGCCGCCCUGCACCCCAUCAUCCUGUCGGUGGGCCGGACGCGCUCGCUGCCCUUCAGCCUGCUGUACCGCACCAUCCUGGUCCGCCCCAGAACCAGAAAAGAGGUGGCGCCCGUGUCUCACAGCGUGCCAACGCUGCGGGCGGAGGAGUGGCCCCUGCCUGGAGACUCGCUGACGGGGGACACCGUGCGAGCGCUCAUCGACAGGGUCAACAGCAGCGCCCGCGGCGGCGUUCGCUUUGUUGGCUCUGUCCUCCAGCAGGUCAGUGGGAUCAGCCAGAAACAGGGCCACCGCUCGCCCCCGCAGACCCCCCCCUCAGACAGAGAGCUGGAGGACACCUUCCGUCCAGACCUGAAGCUGCUGGUCUUCUUCCACUCCUGGGAUCCAGGCUGUGCCUCUCUGGACUCUGUGUGCUGCCAGUACCACCAGGGGGCGCUGUCCAUGCGCGUUUCCAAGAAGGGCCACGUGGUCAGCGGCCUGGAGGCGGACUGGCUGGAGCUGACGGCCAUCUACUACGGCAGAGGCUGGUCGCUGGUGGACUCCUUCGUGUACUGGGACACGCUGAAAGGUGAGCCGGUCCCCCGGUCUCUGGAGGGUCUGUUUGUGUACGAGGAGAGGAGCUCGUCUGCCUCUGCCAAGGACGCCGUCGUGGUGGAGCAGUGGACGGUCAUUGAGGGCUCCAGCGUGAAGACAGAUUACGGCCCCCUCCUGCACACCCUGGCAGAGUUUGGCUGGCUGCUCACCUGUGUGCUGCCCACGCCCCUCGUCCGCCAUGACAGUGAGGGGAACCUGGCCACCAAGCAGGUGGUGUUCCUGCAGCGGCCCACCAGAAAGCCAGCAGCUGCUCCCCCCAGGAAGCAGGUCGUGCACGCUGACGUGAUGAGCGCCGCGGCCGCAGGCUCCUCCCCCACAGUCAGCCUGUCGCCGCCUGCAGGAGGCAGUGGGGGUUUCCCGGCGUUUGGGGGGGGCUAUCCCAGCUCCAUGCCCCAGAUGGAGGAGGGGGGCUUCGAUCAAGAGGAAGGGAAGGUGGAGGUCACGUGCAUGUGAGCAGGGGGGCGGAGCUUCUCUAUUCGGGCCUGGAUGUGGCAGCAGAGCACCAUGAACCCCCACUUCCUGUUAAGCUAACGGCUUCCUAAGAGUCACACUUGGAAGCGUCCUGGACCGCCUCCUCCUCCCAGGAUGCAUCAUGGUCCUUCAUGAAACCCUCUGCACCGCUUAAUAGACGUUAAUUCCUGGACUCACGCUAGUUUGUAAAGGUUCCACUCCUUCAGAAUAAAAGCUGCUGCUCUCAGGCG
Molecule: messenger RNA, 1800 nt
Organism: Oryzias latipes (Japanese medaka)
Lineage: Eukaryota; Metazoa; Chordata; Actinopteri; Beloniformes; Adrianichthyidae
Gene: rftn2
Product: raftlin family member 2
Source: RefSeq, a predicted model, not a curated record